AUGCCGAUUCCUACAGAGGCCAAUGGCAGCGUGCACGCGAAGCCCAAGGUCCUCAUUCCGGAGAAGGUGUCUCCAGACGGCCUUGCACUUCUCCAGAAGACGCUGGAGAUCGACGAAAAGCGAGGAUUGACACCGGAGCAGUUGCUCGACAUCAUACCCGACUAUGAAGCUCUCAUUGUGCGUUCGGAGACCAAGGUCACAGCAGACCUGCUGAAGGCAGCGAAGAAGCUCAAGGUUGUUGCGAGAGCUGGUGUGGGUGUCGACAAUGUCGACGUGAAUGCAGCUACGAAGCUUGGUAUCAUUGUGGUGAACAGUCCCAGCGGAAACAUCAAUGCUGCGGCUGAGCAUACCAUUGCUUUGAUGAUGGCCGUAGCGAGAAAUGUAGCCCAAGGUUGUUCGAGCCUGAAAGCCGGGAAAUGGGAGCGGAGCAAGUUUACAGGUAUCGAGCUCAAGGGCAAGACGCUUGCUAUUGUUGGAGCUGGCAAAGUUGGCUUGACUGUUGCCAGAAUCGCUAACGGUUUUGGCAUGAAUUGCAUCGCUUACGAUCCUUACGCCAACCCAGCGCUUUGCGCAGCGGCACAGGUCGCUCUCAAGGAUUCGAUGGACGAGCUUUUUGCGGAAGCCGACUUCCUGACCAUUCACACGCCGAUGAUUGCUUCUACAAAGGGCAUGAUCAGCAGCGCUGAGCUGGGAAAGAUGAAGCCAACUGCACGGAUAUUAAACGUUGCACGAGGUGGUAUCAUUGACGAAGGUGCCUUGCUCGAGGCCCUUGAUGCAGGGAAAAUUGCUGGUGCCGGUCUGGAUGUCUUUACAUCAGAACCCCCAGCUGAGGAUUCGACCGCUGCAAAAUUGAUCGCACAUCCAAAGGUGGUAGCAACUCCACAUUUGGGGGCUUCGACGAGAGAGGCUCAGGAGAAUGUUUCGAUCGAUGUUUGUGAGCAGGUCGUGCAGAUCCUGGGAGGCGCGUUACCACGCUCUGCAGUCAAUGCGCCUCUAAUUCUACCGGAAGAGUACCGAACCUUGGCGCCUUUUGUGGAGCUCGUGGAGCGCAUGGGCAGCCUUUACACCCAAUAUUAUGGUUCGCAGAUGCGAGGGGAAGGGAAGGACUUCCGUUCAACCUUCGAUCUUACAUACGAGGGAGCGUUGGCGAAUCUAAACACGACGAAGCCUCUCUUCGCUGCCUUUGUCAAAGGCUUGACAGCGGCCAUCAGCGGCCCCGAGAGCUCAAAUGUAAACAUCGUCAACGCCGAGCUCAUCGCCAAGGAGCGCGGUAUCCUUAUCAAUGAGCAACGCUCGCGCGAGCAAACCUCCGACGAGGGUUUCAGCUCCAUCGUUACUGUCCGCGCACGACCUAGCAGAUCCUCCUCCGUGCCUGCCACUGCGUCAACCGAAGAUCCACCCAAGCAGCUCCGUGAGCAAGUUAUCCAGGGCCACGUUUCGGGCGGGCAGCCGUACAUCUCACGCCUGGGCCGCUUCCGCGCCGACUUUGUGCUCGACGGAAACCUGUUGAUUUGCAGGAACUUCGAUAGUCCUGGUAAGAUAGGACACGUGGGACAGGUGCUUGGAAAAGCGGGCGUGAACAUCAAAUUCAUGAGCGUGGCGCCACUAGAGUUUGGGGCUCCUGGCCAAGGUGACAAUGAGGCAUUGAUGAUUCUCAAGGUCGACGAACCGCCGAGUCCGGAGGCUAUCAAGGGCCUGAUCGGCGAUGAGGGCGUCGUUGCCGCCACGGUAGUGAUCUUGUAG
Verruconis gallopava is the source of this 1743-nucleotide messenger RNA. Its product is annotated as phosphoglycerate dehydrogenase. The transcript has 3 exons. Gene Ontology annotation, molecular function: NAD binding; phosphoglycerate dehydrogenase activity. Bases 1 to 1743 code for a protein of 580 amino acids. Lineage: Eukaryota; Fungi; Ascomycota; Dothideomycetes; Venturiales; Sympoventuriaceae. The record is from RefSeq and is a predicted model, not a curated record. Gene Ontology annotation, biological process: L-serine biosynthetic process.